CGGAGCAGUACAGUCACUGGGGGGGGACCAAGAAAGAUGGCGGACUCGAGGUCGGCCGCUGCUGGCGGUGGUGCGGUCUUGUCGAUCGCGCAAGCUCCUCGGCUCUCGCAUCCCCGUCGUUGUCGCGCCCCGAGUGUCGGUGCUGCCACUGCUGCUGCUUACAUUGGCGCGCCGGGACGCUGGCCCCUCUAGGCGCCUGCCCCGAGCUUCCGAAAGCUCCCCCAGUGUUGCGCGCUUACUAUUUUUUUUUUUCCUCGUUGUGUUUUUUUUUUUUUUUUUUUUUUCUUUCUUUCGUUUUUCUUUUUUCCUUCCUUUCUUUCCUUCCUUUCUUUUUUGUUACCCUCUGUCGUCUCGUCCGAUCACCGCGUGUACGCAAGUGAAAGAGACUGCUUCGCGAAGAGAUAUUAAUAAGAAGCGCGUGCAGUGGUCGCGCGCGCAGGGUGAAUACCGUGCGGUGCACGCGUGUGGAAAGGCCGGCGCGGGGGAGGGAGGAGGAGGAGUGUGCGGGAAAUAAAGGGAGCAGCGGAGUAAAAGGCAGUAUACCGUAGUGCAACAGCCCCGUUCGGGGCAUCGCCGACCGGGGAAUAAUCAUAUACCCGUCAGUGUCCCUCUGUGUCCCUCCCCAUCUCUGUGCGCGUGUGUGUCCCUCUGUGUGUCAGUGUGUCGGCAUACAUAACUCCCGAGGCCGCUUGCACACGGGAAGCGAGGAAUAAGGAAGAAGCACCCGAGCCACGGGAUUGAUUUCGGGGGAUCAUGCGUUGAGGAGGUGGAGGCCGAUGUCGGCCCUCGGCGAGCUUGCGGGAGCUCGGCGCUCUUGGACCCCGCUGGCCCGGCCCUCCCCCCUUCUGCUCGAGCCCCGGGCACGGAAUCGUCACAACAACGCGAGAUGAGUUUGCGGGUGGACCGAGCACAGAAGCAGCAGCACCACCAGCGACAACCGCGUAGUUUUGGCAGCUAUCGCGACAACCGUCCCCAAAAAAGUAUCUCAAAGUUGGCGGCGAGCUUAUUUUUCACUCGUACUCUGUUUUGAGAAGAAAGUCAACGACAAAUCAAACACGCUUAUUUGAAAGAGCAGGGGACCCCUAUAUCUUUCUUCCAACUACUCCCUCGUCUCCCCAACACCCUCUUCUUCCUCAGCUUCCAUCGAUAGCAACUCACUCUCCUGCGCUAGGAGCAAACCUCGAUCUUCCUCGUACAGCUUCCUCUCAAGUAUAAUCCAGCCAAGUUUGGACCGUGUCGUUGAUUAGUUGACGCAAGAGUGGGAAAGAGCCAAAAAAUGGCCACAAUGCCCGAGGUCGGCUACACGUCGGUGAAGGACUUUUACCGGGACCGGUCGAUUUUCAUCACCGGUGGCACCGGCUUCAUGGGCAAGGUUCUCGUCGAGAAGCUGCUCAGGUCUUGCCCCGGCAUCAAGAACAUCUAUCUCCUCAUGAGGCCCAAGAGGGGACAGGAUGUGCAGAAAAGGCUGCAGGAAUUACUCAAUGCUCCGUUGUUCGACAAGCUACGCCAAGACUGCCCACACGAGCUACUGAAGAUAGUGCCAGUGGCCGGGGACGUGACGGAACCGGAACUAGGUAUUUCGGAGUCCGAUCAGGAACUGCUGAUCCGCUGCGUCUCGGUGGUUUUUCACUCAGCUGCGACUGUCAAGUUUGACGAGGCACUCAAGCUCUCCGUCACCAUCAACAUGCUUGGCACGAAGCGCCUUGUUCAGCUCUGCCAUCGAAUGCACAAUCUUGAGGCCCUAAUACACGUGUCGACGGCGUACUGCAAUUGCGAUCGAAAAGACGUCGAGGAGGCGAUUUACCCGGCACCCCACGAUCCCGAACAAAUAAUCUCGUGCACGAACUGGAUGGACGACCAGCUGGUCGAGGAGCUCACGCCCAAACUGAUAGCCGGUAGGCCCAAUACUUACACCUUCACCAAAGCCCUAGCGGAGAGUAUGUUGCUGCGCGAGAGCGGUAGCUUGCCCGUUGCCAUCGUCAGGCCGUCCAUUGUUCUGUCCUCCUUCCGGGAACCCGUCGCCGGUUGGGUUGAUAACUGGAACGGACCCACCGGCAUCAUAGCUGCCGCCGGCAAGGGCUUUUUCAGGACGAUGCUGUGCCACGAGGACAAGGUUGCCGAUCUGGUGCCGGUCGACAUAGUGAUCAACCUGAUGAUCGCCGCAGCGUGGCGAACAGCGAUACACCGCACGGACUCGAUAGUCGUGUACAAUUGCAGCACGGGCCAACAAAAUCCCAUAACCUGGAAGCACUUUGUCGAGCUUGCCUUCAAGUACAGCCGCUUGCACCCGACGAGUGGAGCGGUGUGGUACCCUGGUGGCAGGUGCCGCAACUCGCGCCACAUGAACCGGAUCUGCGUGGCCAUCCAGCACCUCGUGCCGGCCUAUGCGCUCGAUCUACUGUCGAACUUGCGUGGCGGCAAGCCCAUGAUGGUCCGCGUCCAGGCGAAGCUCGACAAGGCUGCCAAGUGCCUCGAGUACUUCAGUACACAGCAGUGGAACUUCAAGGACGAGAACGUCAAGCAGCUCAGCCAGCAGCUCAGUCCCGAAGACAGGCAGACCUUUCUCUUCGAUGUCAAGCAGAUCGAUUGGCCGUCCUACCUUGAGAACUACAUCCUUGGCAUCAGGCACUUUAUACUCAAGGAGAGCCCAGAGUCUUUGCCCGCUGCUCGUUCACACAUAACGAGAUUGUACUGGCUGCACAAAGCGUUGCAGAUAGCAUCGGUGCUACUCGCGGUGCGGCUCCUUUUGUCGCACAGCACUUGGGCUCGCGGCGCUUGGUUUUCGCUCCUCUCGUUUGUUCUGCGCAUGUGCCGCAUGAUUGUCUGACGACUCAGCUGCAGCAGCUCAGAAGACGAUAGCACCAGCUCGCGUAGAAGCUCGAUCGCAAAUAAUCAUCAGCAGCAGAAAAAUAGGAUGCUCAAAAAAACAACCACCACCACCACCACCAUCACCACAAUAACCACGAUUGCCAUCACUACCAGCGUAAGGAUAAACCUAAGACUCGUCCUGUGCGCCCAGGCGACCUGAGAGAGCUUUUGCUCGACGUAGAUCCAGGCCGCUUGCUCGCUCACCACUCGCUCUCUGUCUCGGAGACUCGCUGUGCUCGCUGCGCCAACAUACCCUAAUGAUCGGAUCGGUAUGUCUAGCUGUUUGUAUGUGUGUGUGCCUCUAUGUGCGUGUCGGUCGGCGGCUCAGCCCCAGCAGCCAAUGAACCCAUCACGCAACUGGAACCCCACGACCCAUACGGUAACCCUCAACCCCGAGUGUGCUAAUCCUACAUAUAAUAUACAAUAACUAAAACAUAGAGUUCAAGAGGAUAAUGAGUAAUUAACAUAUAUGAUUAAAUAAAUAAAGAUGACAAAAGUAACAUAAAAAAAAAAA
This is a messenger RNA of Copidosoma floridanum, 3382 nucleotides long. It is a transcript of the gene FAR1, whose product is annotated as fatty acyl-CoA reductase 1. Gene Ontology annotation, cellular component: peroxisome. The record is from RefSeq and is a predicted model, not a curated record. Gene Ontology annotation, molecular function: alcohol-forming very long-chain fatty acyl-CoA reductase (NADP+) activity. Gene Ontology annotation, biological process: long-chain fatty-acyl-CoA metabolic process. Lineage: Eukaryota; Metazoa; Arthropoda; Insecta; Hymenoptera; Encyrtidae.